GCAUCUUUGCCGCAGCUGGUGACCAAAGUGAGCGAGUUAGGCCACUCUCGGCCGGCAUGGGCGGACAAGGCUUUUGGCCAAGCCCCCGAGUCCUUGAAUGCUGUGCGAGCAGACGUGGGCGCUGUUGCAUGCAGUGUUGCCCAGUUGGACGAGGUCUUCAGGGAAGCGCUUGAGCUCAACGACCUCCGCGACUCGAAGGUGGAGGAGCUUCGCCAGGCACUCAGCGAAGUGGCGGAGACCUCCGUCCCCUCACCCGAAGAUGCGGUGGCCAGACAAGCUGUGCAGGUGGUUUGGCAGAGUGUCGAGGAGCUUCAGGAGGCCCUCCGGGAAGACCCGUCCAAAGCAGACGUGGCCAAAGAUCUCCGGACUCUGAGGGACGACCUGGAGCUCCUCAAGGAGCAAGCGCCAGACCAACGCAGAUUGUCCAGAACCGUCGAGGAGUUGCAGAAGGAGUGCCACGGGACCUCUGAAGCGGAAGCCGGCCUCCGAAAAGCGCUUGGUCGAAUUGCAGGGCUUGAAGAGGAAGUGAAACAGUUCAUAGCAUCGCAGCGGAAAAGCACCGAAGCGUCCACGGAUGUCAACGACCUCCGCCACAGCUUGGCUGAGUUGCAGGAGGCAUUCAGAGAGGCGGAGCAGAAGGCUGCAGCAGAAGCUCAUUGCCAUGUCCAAGAACUCAGCAAGGCUGUGACGGACUUGAAGGUGGCGGAACAAGAAAGCACCAAAGCUUCCACGGAUGUCAACGACCUCCGCCACAGCUUGGCUGAGUUGCCGGAGGCCUACCGCGACACUGAGCUCAGUGCAUCGGUGUCUCCGAGUGCAGAUCCGUCGCGCAGCGAGGAGAUGCCCGAGGCAGGCGCUCCGAGUGCAGUCAAAGCGACGGUCUUUGCAGCGAGUGUUGUCCAAUCUUAA
Messenger RNA from Symbiodinium necroappetens, 909 nucleotides. Lineage: Eukaryota; Dinophyceae; Suessiales; Symbiodiniaceae. The record is from the annotation of a GenBank genome assembly.